Anolis carolinensis (green anole) is the source of this 3425-nucleotide messenger RNA. RefSeq names its product chromosome-associated kinesin KIF4-like. The record is from RefSeq and is a predicted model, not a curated record. Lineage: Eukaryota; Metazoa; Chordata; Lepidosauria; Squamata; Anolidae. The coding region runs from base 218 to 3190 and encodes 990 amino acids. Gene Ontology annotation, biological process: mitotic spindle organization; spindle elongation; microtubule-based movement. The transcript has 25 exons. Gene Ontology annotation, molecular function: microtubule binding; microtubule motor activity; ATP binding. Gene Ontology annotation, cellular component: microtubule associated complex.
CGUCUUGCGUCACUCUCUUGGUUCCGCCCCCUCUCUUCCGCGAAUGCCCGGAUGGGCGCGUUGCGUUUAAAUAGUGGGCGUUUUCACAGUGCAAGACGCCGGGAGGAGGAGAAGGAGAGGAGGCUGCGCGCCAUUGAUGGACGAAUAACGUUUUUCCCCAUCCUGCCGUUGUGAAUUUUUAUUUUUCACUCUUCUGGGAGGAAGCUAGCCAGAUAAAAUGUCGAAGGACGAGGACAAAGGGAUCCCUGUGAAGGUGGCCCUGAGGUGUCGCCCACUUGUUCCUAAAGAGAUUGCGGAGGGAUGCCACGUGUGCUUGUCUUUUGUCCCUGGAGAACAGCAGGUAAUCCUAGGGAAGGACAAAUCUUUCACAUAUGAUUAUGUUUUUGACCCUUCUACUGAGCAAGAGGAAGUUUUUAACACUUGCAUCGUUCCCCUCAUAAAGGGAAUUUUUAAAGGAUACAAUGCCACUGUUUUGGCCUAUGGACAGACGGGGUCUGGGAAAACAUAUUCCAUGGGAGAAGCCUACAUAGCCAACCAAGAGAACGAUCCCAUCGUUGGAGUCAUCCCCCGAGCGAUAAAAUUUCUCUUCCAAAAAAUACAAGAGAAAACGGACUGGCACUUUUCCUUGAAAGUCUCUUAUUUAGAGAUCUACAAUGAAGACAUCUUGGAUCUCUUGUCGCCAGCCAAAGAUAGGACAUCUCAAAUCAGCAUUCGCGAAGAUCCCAAGGAAGGCAUAAAGAUCGUGGGACUGACAGCACAUGAGGUGACUAAUGCCCAAGAGACAGUCUCCUGCCUGGAGCAAGGAAAUAACUCCCGAACGGUUGCUGCCACAGCUAUGAACACCCAGUCGUCACGCUCUCAUGCCAUCUUCACCAUAUGCAUUGAGCAGAAAAGCAAGAGUGACAUGAACACCAGCUUUCACUGCAAACUGCAUCUGGUAGACCUGGCAGGUUCUGAAAGGCAGAAGAAGACCAAAGCAGAAGGGGAUCGACUCCGGGAAGGUAUCAAUAUUAAUAAAGGGCUUCUCUGCCUGGGGAAUGUCUUCAGUGCUCUUGGGGAUGAAACCAAGAAGGGCAGUUUUGUCCCUUAUAGGGAUUCCAAGCUAACCCGUCUGUUGCAAGAUUCCUUGGGAGGCAAUAGCCACACUUUGAUGAUUGCCUGCGUGAGUCCAGCUGAUUCUAAUCUGGUGGAGACGUUGAAUACCCUUCGCUAUGCUGACAGGGCCAGAAAAAUAAAGAACAAGCCAAUAGUGAAUAUUGACCCACAGGCUGAAGAGAUCAACCGGUUAAGAACGCAGGUUCAAGAGUUGCAGGUUUUAUUGCUACAGGCCCACGGAGGGACACUCCCAGUUUCUAUUGGGGAGCCCUCAGAAAGCUUGCAGUCUCUGAUGGAGAGGAACCACUUCCUUACAGAGGAGAAUGCAAAACUCAGCCGCAGCCUGAGCGAAGCAGCAAGUCAGAUUGCUCAGGUGUUGGAGAGUUGCAUUGCGGCGGAGCAGCAGAAUGAAAAGAUCAACGCCAAACUUGAGGAGCUGCAGCAGCACCCAGUAACAAAACUCAACCUGCAGAAGUUACUUGAGACUCUGGAGGACCAAGAACUAAAACAGCUGGUGGAAUUAUUUUGUCAGCUGCAGGAACUGAUUACUCGCUUGACGAAUGAAAAUGCUAAUGGUGAUGCUGACAUGGAUACAUCUGACCAGGAUUCUUGUUAUAAUAGUGCUGUUUCAGAAGCUGAUCUGGAAGCCCAACGAUCCUCUGAUGAGUAUGCGACCCAGCAUGCCCUUCACCAGGCUCAGAUGUCAAAAGAGCUGCUGGAGCACAAUAAAGCCCUGACUCUGAAGAAGGCCUUGGCGAGGAAGAUCUCUCAGAAUGACAGCCAGCUGGAGCCCAUACAGAGGCAAUACCAGAGCAACAUUAAGAAUUUGGAAGAAGUAGUUUCCAAACUGCAGAAGGAGAAAGAAGAGCUGAUCAUGGCACUUCACAUGUCCAAAAAGGAUGCCAACCAAGCAAAGCUGAGCGAGCAGCGUCGAAGGCGACUUCAGGACCUGGAAAGAGAAAUGACAGAUCUGAAGAAGAAACUGAAAGACCAGUCAAAGCUCCUGAAGAUGAAAGAAUCCAGUGAGCAGACAGUGCGCAAACUAAACCAAGAGAUCCGGACAAUGAAAGUCCAGCGUGUUCAGCUCAUCCGGCAGAUGAAAGAAGAUGGUGAAAAAUUCAGACAGUGGAAGCAGCAGAAGGAUAGGGAAGUUAUCCAGCUGAAGGAGCGGGAAGCCACUGCUAACAAACGCUUGAAGAUUGCUCUGCAGAAACAGCAAGAACCUGCCAGCAAACGGAAAGAGACCUCGAACCGCGGAGUCGAGGGACUUGCUGCCCGUGUGAAGAACGAUCUUGCGAAUGAAAUUGAGUUCCUUGUUAGUAUUGAAGAAGCUCAGCACCACCUCAACGACCUUCUAGAAGACCGUAAAAAAUUGGCCAAGGAAAUCACAUCACUUAAAGAAAAGCAGGAGGCAGGGGAGAACCUUUCCGCAAAAAAAAAGAGGCGCACCUUCUCGCGCAAUGAUGCAGAUAUGAACUAUUCCCUCGCCAACCAAAUUCGGAGCCUGGAAACAGAGGUGGAGCUCAGGAGUGCCCAAAUUGCUGAUCUCCAACAGAAACUGCUGGAUGCCGACGCAGGAGACCGCACCAAGCAUCGCUGGGGGAGCAUCCACACCCUCCCAGAAGCCAAUUGUGCGAUCAAGCACCUGAUUGGCGAGCUUACCUCCUCCAAAGUAGAGUAUAGCAAACUGGAGAACCGCCUCAAGCAGAGCAAAACCUCAUGCGCCAACCUGCACAAAAUGCUGACAGAGAAACAGAAAGUAGCCACCGAAAUGGAAGCAGAGUACAAAAGCCAGCUAGUCAAGAUGGAGCAGGAGCACCAAGAGAAGGAGGGGACACUCAUGGAGGGGCCAACAGGAGAUGCCAAGGACCUGGAAGACCCCACGCUGGUGGCAGCAGGGGACACUUUCUUUGCGCCCCCAGAGGUCACUCCCAAGAGGAAGGCAUUGGAAGAAACUCCUGAGGAAGAGCCGGAGGCAAAUGGCACCUCCGUCUUCCUCAACCCAAGUGACUUAAACGCUGGUGGGAAUCCAGUGCUGUUGGGAAAGAGGAAGCGGUUGUUCUCCGGCUGCACCCUGAUCAAGGAGGGCUUCUGAGCCGAAGGAAGAGAGGACCCUUCAUCCUAGAAUUGGCUCGAUCCUGUACUCAAGGCAGGCCCAGUCUUUUGUUAGUUUUAUAGCAUGUACAUUUUUUUCUUGAAUCAAUAAAAUUUACAGCAGGUGAAAUACACGUUUUUACUUUUUUGGUUGUUUUUCACGAACAUACAUUCCAGCAGGCUGAGUUUAUGGAAAGAAUAAGAUGAAAUUUUCCUAGAAACGGCCUUAGAAUAUG